AUGGGCUGGGAGCAACUCCUCUUUGACUCAUUCAGGCUGGGUGCGACUCCUCUUGAAUUGAUUAUUGUUGGCCCUGCAGGCGUGUGGAUUGAUGAGAACUCCACCAUAUCGCUGACGUGCGGUGCAGGACUGCCCCCAAGCGUCGUGGCAACCUGGACGCACGACACUGUCGCCUUGGCAACCGAGAACCGAGUGCAGGUAUCGCGCGAUGCGUUGACGAUUGAACGCGCCGCGCCGCAAGAUGCCGGUGUCUAUCAGUGCGUUGCCACGGAGAUUGGCCCGCAGGAUGGGAGGCCAGUACAAGUAGUGAAAACGCACACUGUCUUUAUUUCAUUUCCUCCGCGCCUGCCAGCAGCGGAAACAUCAUCACUCACCGCAGCAGCCGCAUCAGCAGCCACAGCAGCGGGGGCGGUGAUGGAGAUAUCCACCAAGCUGCUAUCCAGUGUUGCACUGGUCACCAGCAUCCAGGCGCCAUCCGAUGCCCUCAUCACGUGGGACAAGGACGGCGUGACCGUCGCCCGCGGCAACCCUGCCACGGCGACUACAUUGCCGGCGGCACCGGGCGUGUACCGGUUGUACAGGCUGUCCGUGGACGCGAGGACCCUGCGGAUAUGCGCAGCUCAGCGUAGCGAUGCGGGUAGAUUCCGCGUAACCGUGACGCAUCGCCUUGGCAAUGCCACGCAAGAGUUCAUUCUGGAGGUUCACGGUCUGGACGGUGCGCAAUCCUCCAGCGCCGAGUCACGCCCGUACCUCGUCGGAGUGAUCAUCGCGGCCGUGGUCGUCGGCAUCAUGCUCAUUGUGCUCGUCCUCGUCGUUGCACUGCUCAACCAACGACGCAGCAGUAGCAAGGGACACAAUCUUGAUCGCGUUCGUAACGGCGGCCGAUGCGGUGGCGGCAGCAAUGGUUACUACGGAAACGCGUUGGUGCCGACGGACGGUCAUGCCGAGAACGGUGGUGUAAUAACUGACCUGGACUCGCAGCAGAGCAUGCACAGCGGCGCUGGCGGCGGCGGAGACUGUGCUAACGUAUUCCGCAGCACAUUGUCAUCUUCGUCGUCGUCGGAGUGCAGGCCAAGUGCGCCGCGGCGCAUGGAGUCGCUACAGUACCUUGUCGCCGACCCGCACGUGGCCGAGCACAACGUAUAGCGCAGACCAGGUGUGCAGUGCAGUGUGCUAGCUGGUAUUGUCACUGUUUAGUGUUUACUCCACAAUUCUUUGUGGACUGUGGUCAGAGUUCUUUAAAUUGUUUUUAAGUCGCACCGCCAUUUCUAUGAUGGCGGUGAUGGUUAACAUGGGGGUUAACGAGGGGGGGGG
Sycon ciliatum is the source of this 1314-nucleotide messenger RNA. RefSeq names its product hemicentin-2-like. Lineage: Eukaryota; Metazoa; Porifera; Calcarea; Leucosolenida; Sycettidae. Gene Ontology annotation, cellular component: cell-cell junction; plasma membrane. The transcript has 4 exons. Gene Ontology annotation, biological process: cell-cell adhesion. The record is from RefSeq and is a predicted model, not a curated record. The coding region runs from base 1 to 1146 and encodes 381 amino acids. Gene Ontology annotation, molecular function: cell adhesion molecule binding.